UUCCAAAGCUCAUGCAAAUCUUCGCCUGUGUCAGAGGAAUGUCGAAUCUUGCCGUCGUUUUCGUUCUACGGACCGAGCGCUGUUGUUAUUCGGUGAAAGAUUCGACUUCAACGUCCAGCAAUGGGGAAGUGUGGAGCGCUAUAUUUGGCGCGCGGUUGGUUUACUUGCAGUGCAAAUCGCCAUUGACAGAGCUGUUUCCGAGUUCUUGAUCCACUUCCAGUUGAAUUUGACUUUCCUUUAUGCAGAUUAGCAUCUGGUCCUAAUUCAGAGCUUGAAAGGUUAUCUUCUUCGGUUUUUUUGGUUUUGAGUGUUUUAUCCUGAUUACUGUCGUUCGCAGAUGGUGAUUUGUUGUGGCUUCUGUGGUGGUGUUUUGUUUUAAUUAUUAUUGUUUUCUCUAUCGGUUUGAUGAAUCUCUAUCGUCGGUAUUCAUAGCAUGAAUGUUUACAAGAAAUUUGUGUCGCUGUUAGCAUUUCUUUUUCGGCAUCCUAUUUCUGAAUUUAGAUUCAACUUGUGUUGUUUUGUUUUACUAAACAAUGAUUUUUGUUUGUGAUGCUACUUUCCAACUGGUUUUACCGUUCAAAUUCCUCUUGUUUUACGUCUGGUUUUCAAUAAUUCCUUUAAUUGUUUGGAGGCUGUUGUUUAUGCUUAAAGUUGUAGUUUAAAGUGCGUCUUGUGAUCAGGAAAACUGAGAAACAAAUUACCCGAACUCUACUUUUUGAUUUAGCUUGGGUUUGAGUUUUCGCAGUGAGAUUUGUUCCUGAUUUGAAUUUCGGGUUGGAAGGGAACCCGUUGUUCCAUCUAAGAACAGCUUCAGAUUUUGAAUUUUGUUUGAUGUAAUUGCGGUGGAUUUCAUCUUCUUGAGACUGAAAAUCAGCAAAUUGGGUGACAAACUAAUCAGUUUGACUAGGAAAAUAUGGAAAGAUUCCUGUCAGCAUUCGUCUCAGAAGCUCAGGCGGGAGGGCAGUCACUGCUCGUUAAUAUAAAGAUUGCCGUGUUACCCAUAGCCAAAGUUUUCACCAUGUGCUUUCUGGGUUUUAUUUUGGCAUCUAAAUAUGUCAACAUCUUGCCUGCGAGUGGAAGGAGACUUUUGAAUAGGUUGGUCUUUUCGCUUUUGCUUCCAUGUUUAAUAUUCUCUCAGCUUGGGCAAAGUAUUACCAUGGAGAAAAUUUUUCAAUGGUGGUUUAUUCCUGCAAACAUUGUGCUGACUGCCAUAUCAGGUUCACUAAUUGGAUUAAUUGUUGCAUCAAUUGUUCGUCCUCCAUACCCCUUCUUCAAGUUCACGAUUGUACAAAUUGGGAUCGGGAACAUUGGGAAUGUGCCGCUCGUUAUUAUUGCAGCCCUCUGUAGAGACGAAUCCAACCCUUUUGGUGAUUCAGAGAAGUGUAGUACUUGUGGGAUUGCUUAUAUUUCAUUUGGCCAGUGGGUUGGUGCAAUUAUCAUCUAUACCUAUGUGUAUGCAAUGUUGACACCUCCCCCUGAGGGUACAUUUGACAUUAAAGAUGAAAGUAUUCCAGUUAAGAACCUGCAAAAGGAUCAUACACCUGUGCUUGUUCCCUUGCUUCUUCAGGAGAUACCUUCUACAUAUUCAGAUCCUUCUAAGAGGGAAGAGGUUUUAGCCAUGGUUAUGGGUGUAAUACCAUUCUUUAGGCGGUUGAUCUUUACUCCUGAUGCUCCACUAUUCUUCUUCACUGAUAGCUGCAAAAUUCUCGGGGGGGCUAUGAUUCCAUGCAUCCUGUUGGCAUUGGGAGGAAACCUUGUUGAAGGUCCUGGAAACUCGAAACUCGGGCUUCGGACUACCGUUGCUAUUAUUUUUGCAAGGUUGUUUUUGGUACCUCCUACUGGACUUGGCAUUGUUAUGUUGGCUGAUAAGCUUGGUUUUCUUCCUCCUGAUGAUAAAAUGUUCCGAUUCGUUCUUCUUCUUCAGCAUUCGAUGCCGACAUCUAUCCUCUCGAGCACCGUGGCUACUUUGAGGGGUUGCGGGAGAGAAUCCGCUGCUAUUCUUUUCUGGGUUCAUAUAUUUGCUAUCAUCUCAAUGGCUGGAUGGUUGGUCCUCUAUCUCAGGAUACUCUUCUAAUGAAAUUGUAUGAUAGCUGACGAAACGAUAGCGUAGACUACAAAGAGCGUUUUCUGGAUGUCAUAUUAAAAGUCUGAUACUUUUAAUAGUGUUUUUAUAAUUAAUACUAUAAUAGAAUGAAGAUAUAGAUUACGAAUAU
Molecule: messenger RNA, 2213 nt
Organism: Cucurbita pepo subsp. pepo (vegetable marrow)
Lineage: Eukaryota; Viridiplantae; Streptophyta; Magnoliopsida; Cucurbitales; Cucurbitaceae
Product: protein PIN-LIKES 6
Biological process (GO): endoplasmic reticulum to cytosol auxin transport
Cellular component (GO): membrane
Source: RefSeq, a predicted model, not a curated record